GCUGUCGAGGGCUGGAUCAUUCUUGUGACAAAUGUUCAUGAAGAAGCAACCGAAGAGGAUGUAUCAGAAAAGUUUGCAGACUAUGGUGUUAUCAAGAACAUGCAUUUGAAUCUAGAUCGUCGAACUGGUUUUGUAAAGGGGUAUGCGUUAAUUGAGUACCAAAAGUUUCAAGAGGCUAAAGCUGCUGUAGAACAGGCAGACGGGAGCGAUCUGUUGGGUCAGAUCAUCCAUGCUGAUUUUGCUUUUGUACGAGGUGCUAGUGACAGCAAAAGUAUACAGCAUGUUGGUGCAGCACGGCGAAGAGCAGGAAAUUAG
Messenger RNA from Batrachochytrium dendrobatidis JAM81, 315 nucleotides. RefSeq lists its product as uncharacterized. Gene Ontology annotation, cellular component: cytoplasm; exon-exon junction complex; nucleus. Gene Ontology annotation, biological process: RNA splicing. Gene Ontology annotation, molecular function: mRNA binding. The transcript is spliced from 2 exons. NCBI's taxonomy places the organism in Eukaryota, Fungi, Chytridiomycota, Chytridiomycetes, Rhizophydiales. The annotation marks the transcript as partial. The record is from RefSeq and is a predicted model, not a curated record.